This is a messenger RNA of Chara braunii, 2581 nucleotides long. The record is from the annotation of a GenBank genome assembly. NCBI's taxonomy places the organism in Eukaryota, Viridiplantae, Streptophyta, Charophyceae, Charales, Characeae.
UGCAAUAGAUGGAACCCGCGAUUGCAUCGACUGUCAACGGUGGAGAGACAUGCACCAUGGAGACGGAGGACAUUCUGAAGGGUUUUGCAGAUGGCAGCAAGGAAGGGAAUUCGGCAGGAGGGAGCAACGCAGACUGUGCAGAGGUGCUUGCGACAAUAUGUGCACAGACUGCAGAGAUGAUGGGUGAUGGUGAUGAAAUAGAGAAUGAUGCAACAGGGAGCACUUGUGAGACGAAAACGGUUGGGGAAGAGAGAAAGGAGCGAGGAAUGGGAAGCAGAAAAUCUCUGACAGGGUGUAUUGUGAAAGAUGAAAAUGUGGUGAAGACAUCAGUAGGAGAAGAGUACCCAUAUGACAUCAAUUGGGUGUCGGGUCGUGUUCAAUCGGGUAUUGUUGGAGGAGCACCCUGCUUUGCGUUCAAAGUCGAAGGGACAUGGGUUCCAUUUCCUGCCCCCCAAAAGAAUACAUGGCGAAACAUAACUCUGACAAUCGUGUUUGACAGACUAUUAAGGUUGAAUGAUGGGUCAACAACAGAGGUGAAAGGGCGAUAUGCAUUGGACAUGUGGCGUGUUCUGGAGGCGCAGGGCGAGUUCAGGCUGAACGAUUUUUUGUACGACAGUUUUGAUUGCGGAAAGGCAUGGGUGAUUGGCGGGAACGACGCAACAGGGAGAACGACGUGCCACGAGAGCGAUGCGAGGAGGGAUCUUAGGUGGGGUUCGGGGCUAUGUGUGAUCCCGAUUCCAUGUGGCCGUGUGAGGAUGAUGAUGCGUGAUGCCAUGGGAAAUGUCUGGAGCACGCAUUAUGUGAAUGGCAACUUCUCCUUCAGGCACCUCAACAGGGAGAUGAUGGCAGUGCGUGCUUUGAUGGAGGCUACCGAGGGGUACCUGGUCGCCAAUUUCGAGAACACCAACGAGGUGGCCAUCCAUUCGAAGAGGGUGACGAUCCAGGUCAGGGACAUGAGACUGGUCGCUGGGUUGAGAAAUAUCAAGAGAGAAGAGGAAGAAAGACAAACCGUACGCAUCAUGUCGAUGUCAGUAGCACAGGUGGAGGCUGCUCUUGCAGAGGUAAUGAAGUAUGCAAAGGAGGGCGUCCACUACAACGGUGACAGCGAGUUGUCUUUGCUUCAGGACAGGGUGCCGAGGUACUUCAUAGUCGCUGUGGAUGUGAGAUCCACAAUCAUGGCAAACGACGAGGGCUGUGUCAAAGCACGAACACUCUUGCAACGCUUCAGAGAGUCACCACAUGUACGUGUGGACAACGAUGUGGAAGACAGUGCAUACAGUCUAAAAGGAGUGGUCCAGUGGAUCUGCAGCGAAGGGAUGUACGAAGAAGAAGACGUGGACAUGACAAUGCGGCAGACAGGGGGGACAUAUACACCUGCGAACUUGGACAAGUUGCUGGACACUGUCGCACGGAAUGGGGGAAUGCUGGUUGAUGGGUCGAAGGACGAGUUGAAGAGUGGUGCUGCAGAAAUAUUGGUGUUGUCCAUAAUGAAGGACAUUACACAAACACCGCCAGAAGACUUUCAAGAUGUUUCUGUCAUUGUCGCAAAUGGUAUGGAAUAUAUUCUGCUGGAUCAACUUGUUGACUUCAGGAAAAAGAAUGACGACGACAGGAACGUCAUCCAUGAGGCGUUGCACGAAGUGACAGAGUUUGCACUGCAGGGUCAAGAUCUGAUAGAAUUUGCGCCAGCAAGAACAAAAGUUAACAUCAUAUUUGGCAGAUCGUUGUCGAGGGAGUUGUUAUCAGCUGGUUUGGAGCGGCUCGGUCAUGCAAGCUGUGAUGUCGAGAGACAAAGAGAAAGAGAAGAAGGGUGGAAGACAGUAACGAGAGAGGAGUUGGUGUGUUGCGAUAUCUUCAAUGCUUUCACGAUGGAGAAAGAACAGUGUAAUCGUGGAUUUGAAGAGGCCGAUUUGCCAAGUUGUUGUGCAGAGUACACAAACAGUGUAGAAGAAGAAGAUGAAGAAGAGGAUGAGGGGGCAUCAUCUUCUGACGUGGAAGUGAGCGGCAACGAUGUCAGCAGCGACGAGGAAGACGAGGAACAUGAUGUAUACUAUGAUUUGAAGGCUGUGGGUGGGCCUUUCAUGUCAUUACGAACUUUGAACUCACAUCGUGCGAGGGCAUGCUCGGCCGUGGCGGACGAAAGAACACAUGGCCAGGAGAUGGAUGUGGUCGAUGACGCCGGAGCAUCAAGUAUAGGUGCAGUGAAUCUCGUGAGCGAUGAGAGCGAUGACGUCGGGGCCCCCGAGAAUGUAGACGGGGAGGUCGGGACAUUCGAAGAGCAGCAACCGCAACCUGUCGAAUUUUUUGACAGCUCUUGCAAGCUGGCGCCACUGAUUUUCUCCGCCAGGGGCGGCGUCGGAGCAGCGACGGCACAACGCAGAACGAGGGCGGUGACGGGGCAGGCGAAGACGACAGAAGCGCGGACGGAAGAGGGAGUUUCUCAUCUCUGGGAAGAACGCGAUGCACGAGGGAACCCGAAAGUGGCGGCGAGGGAGACGUAGCCGACGCGCCCUCCAUUGACAGACAACUAGUGAGGCACAACAAUGCAGUUAAAAAAGGUAAACAAAAUGUGCUGAAGUUG